UUAUUGCAUUUUAAUUUACAUGAUAAAAUCGGAGCUGAUGAUGUUGAGACAGCGUUAGUUUCCUAUUUGAAACGGAAGUUCUUCAGCUCACCUCAUAAAAUAAUAUACCAAUGGUCAGAUAUAAUUUCAUCAGACAUACUAAAGUCAUCUCAUCUCUUUGGCACAUGUUUUUUUUAUUUUUAUUAUUAUUAUUUUGUAUGCGAGUUUAAAAAGAAAGAAUUCAAAAAUGAAACUGUCGAGCUGGUUUGACACGCACACUUCAUUAAUGACAUUCGGUCCAACAACUGCAUUCACGAGAGAGAAUAACAUACAUGAUUACAAUUCUUGAACAAAAAAAAAGAAUGAAAUACUGUUAAUUUACAGGCUAAAACUACGUUAAUAAUAUGCUUGUGUCGAGAUGCACGUGGACGUGGGGAAUCCCAGGUGUGUGACGUCAUGUGGGGUCUGCGUGGAUGUCAUGACGUAUCACGACACGAUCAGACCCCUUUAUGACAUGAUGGAUAGAUAGAUAGAUAGAUAGAUGACAAAUUCCUUGUGUAAGCAUACUCUACAUAUGAACUACUUUAAUGGUGUUUUUAUGGUUUUUUUAUGCCAUUUCUGGGGCUUGACAGUAAGGAUGACUAACACACAGUAUCGGCUGGUCAGACCGAUAUCAGAUCCUAAAAGCUUCAGUAUCGGAGCCGAUAACGAUCCAGUUAUGAGGAGUGCAAGGCCACAGCUGAUUGGCUGUUAGCUCAGGUUCCAGUGCGCCCUCUGGUGGGCAUCGUGUGUGGUUCAGGUCUCGGUGGUCUGGCGGAUAUGCUGAAAGAUCCGCUGGUCAUCAACUACAAAGAUAUACCCGACUUCCCUCAAAGCACUGUGCACGGUCAUGCUGGGAAGUUGGUGUUUGGCACUCUUAAAGGGAAAGCAUGUGUUUGCAUGAAGGGACGGUUUCACCUCUAUGAAGGGUACCCCGUUCAAAAGACCACCUUGCCCAUCAGAGUGUUUAAACUAUUGGGCGUGGAGACCGUAAUCCUGACGAAUGCCGCGGGCGGACUGAACCAGGACUAUGAAGUGGGUGACAUCAUGGUUAUAAAGGAUCAUAUCAACAUGCCAGGUUUGGCUGGGAACAACCCAUUAGUGGGGCCAAAUUACGACAGAUUUGGCGUGCGGUUCCCGUGCAUGUCGGACGCGUAUGACCGCGGACUGCAGCAGCUCGCGCAUGAGGUCGCAGGAGAUCUGGGUUACUCUGUGUUCAUGCGUGAGGGCGUGUACCUUGUGGUUGGGGGGCCGUCCUUCGAAACCAUCGCUGAGUGCAGGAUGCUCCGCCUCCUCGGAGCCGACGCCGUGGGUAUGAGCACCGUUCAUGAGGUGAUUGUGGCCCGUCACUGUGGAAUGAAGGUCCUCGCUCUGUCUCUGAUCACCAAUCAGGUGGUGGCGGAUUAUGACAGUGAGAAGAAAGCCAAUCAUGAGGAGGUUCUGGAGACGGGUGAACUGAGAGCCAAACAGCUGGAGAAGCUGGUGUCCAACAUUGUCUCUCGCAUUGAGCACUAGUGAACGCACCCCGUCAACAACCUCAAAUACACGUGCCAGUUAGAGGCCUUUAGUGUCACGCAUGUUAAUCCUCGACUCUUUAAGAUGCAGCCUUUUGCUUUUUAAUGUUUACAUUUCAGAGAGAAAGUGUUUUAUGGUCUAACACAACACUGAGGUAAAUGGAGAAGUGCUUCUUUAAUUAAGGUAAAAUCGUCAUUUUUAGUGUGUAUUUAUUUUCCAAAUGUGUAUUUAAUAAAAUAUGUUAAAGAUGUGGGAUAUAUUAUACUGUAGAAAAGUAAUAAAGGGAAUUGGGAUGUUGUUUUUCUCCUUUAAACAAUAAGACACAAUUUAGGACUGUACUUAAGAACACUAUAUAUAUAUAAAACCAAAUACAAUAUAUAAACUGAAGAACUGUGUUACUGAAUUUAUGUUGUACUAUUUAACAAUUCUGGGCUUAAACAAUAUUAUAUUUAUGUAUGUAAAACGGUUUAAACAUGUGUUUUUAAUUUGGUGUUUGUUUUAUUGUUGAAGUCUGAAUCACUGUUUUACUGUCACUGAAUUUGUUGCAUUAGACUAAAGCACUUCUAACACUUUCCUCUGAAACAUUUAUUUAAUUUACCUUCAUUUAGAAAUUGCACUUUUGGCUCUGAGGUACAUAGAUGUUUUCAUGACAUCCUGCUUAAAUGCAAUAAAAUGCAAUAACAUAAAAUUGUUACUCCUCCAGUUAUUCUGGUUUGACAAUACUGUACUGUGUAC
Messenger RNA from Xyrauchen texanus (razorback sucker), 2268 nucleotides. RefSeq names its product purine nucleoside phosphorylase-like. The record is from RefSeq and is a predicted model, not a curated record. Bases 799 to 1533 code for a protein of 244 amino acids. Gene Ontology annotation, biological process: nucleoside metabolic process. Gene Ontology annotation, molecular function: purine-nucleoside phosphorylase activity. Lineage: Eukaryota; Metazoa; Chordata; Actinopteri; Cypriniformes; Catostomidae. The transcript is spliced from 6 exons. Gene Ontology annotation, cellular component: cytoplasm.